UACCUCUGCUGGCUUUUCAUUCCCGAAAGGCUUCUCCACAGCAUUGGAAUUACUUAUUAUCCAUCAAAAUAUUGGGCCGUCGCUGGCCCUGCAUGGCUCACUAUAGCUGUCGUGUGGGGACUCUGGCUGUACGAAGGGUGCGUGCUGCAGCCUACGGAAAAGAUU
This is a messenger RNA of Volvox carteri f. nagariensis, 165 nucleotides long. RefSeq lists its product as uncharacterized. The record is from RefSeq and is a predicted model, not a curated record. Lineage: Eukaryota; Viridiplantae; Chlorophyta; Chlorophyceae; Chlamydomonadales; Volvocaceae. The annotation marks the transcript as partial. The transcript has 2 exons.